Moneuplotes crassus is the source of this 1204-nucleotide messenger RNA. The record is from the annotation of a GenBank genome assembly. Lineage: Eukaryota; Ciliophora; Spirotrichea; Euplotida; Euplotidae.
AUGAAUAACAAGGAGAAGGACUUUAUUUUCCGGUUUGAUAAGGAGUCUAAUGCUUCAUAUUCUCAGAUCAAUUUCGACUUCAACAAAUUUCAUCUUGACGGAUCUAACUACUCUAAAAGUGAGUUUUGACUCAAAGAAUUCCAGAUGGAGCCUAUGAAGCAAUACCAGCACAGUCUUGAGAAAGAUUCAGAUAUUCACCUAGCCAGUUUUACUACCCCUCCAGAUUUGAUCAAGCAAGCUCAAGAAAUGAUCAAGGAUUCUAACUGAGUGUGCGAUCUUAAAGAGGAAGUCGAAAAGAAAUUUAAGGCUAAAUUUGAACCAGCCAUUGAAAAGAAAGACAUCGAUAACGGCAUCUCUUAUGUCGUCAGUAGCUGUUGUGUCUCUAUGAAUGAUCUCUGCAAAUGUCUGACUGAUACUUCAAGUACAAUGCAAGAUAUGCAAAUUUAUAAUGGUGAUGUUCCCAACCAGUUCAAAAUCAAGAUAGAUUCUAAAAAUGGUCUUCUGCCUAUCAACCAGGUCAGGAUGUGUUGUAGUUGCCCACCAGGCAAGUGUAAGAAGAAUCAGGAGAAGGAGUUCCAAGUUCCUGAGAAAGUUUUGAAGGCUCCUCCCAGAGCAUUCAUCCUUCGCAGGAAUAUAUACAGGACGUUCUUCAACUUCUUUAAAGAUUGCUUUGCGAAAUACACCAAGAAAUUUAUGAAUCUGAGGUGCUCGCCUGAAAAAUAAGGCAGAGAAAAUGGAAAAAUAUAUCAGUGAUUUCAUCGAGGAGAACUUUGAUCAGCAAUAUGCUAAUCUUAAUUCUGAACAACAGAAGGAGUUCAUAGUAGCUUUGAAGCAAGUGCUGUUCAGCCACAGGCACAAAAAGGGUGAUCUUUUUGUCACCAACAUUGAUUUUACCCCUGUCAGGGAUGUUAUGUACUCUUAUAGCUACAAAGCAAGAGAUGAGUUCUUCUCGUCUAUGUACAGAUGCUUCUUUUUCAAUUAUUGUCUAGAUAAACACAAGGGCACCUUCUUGAAGAAGGCAAAGAAGAAGGAUACGAAGAGCCUUAAUGAAGAAUAUGAAAAGGAAUUUAACGCAAUCGAGGAUAUACUCAAGACAAAGAGAGUUAACCUCUGGCUAAGUUAGUCUUUAAUACUGGGACUCUUAGUAAUCUUGCUGAUUCAUAUUCUUAAUAUUUUAUAAUGACAUAAUGGUAAUUCUAUUCGC